AUGGUAUCACUUCUCGUAGAAACUUCAUACAUAAACCAGUCAGUUCAAUUGCAGAUUCAGCAUUACGGACAAUCAUUUGUUGUAGGGAACAUGAUGAACACACGGACUGAAACGUCCGGAUUUUGCAAUAAUUGCAUUCAUUUUCUAAGUAAUUACAAUUUAUUUCCAUCAACACCCGCAUCAACUAAUAAGCGCGAGUUAUUCGUUCAACAAUUCUCGACGGUGGUAUACAUCCUACUGUCCAUCUGUGCGCUGACACUCCCAUGUGUUUAUGUUCUAUACUGUGUCAAUACAGAGCCGUUAUAUGUGCAAACGAUGGGCUCUAUUAGUCUCGAUCAAUAUUACCAAUUACAGUCACAUUCUCCAACAUCCCUACACUGCAAAUGUUCGAAACCAUUGAUCGCGUAUAAAUCAUUCGUCAAAAUGGAAUUUCAUUUUUAUGAAAUCUGCAGUAGUUACUUCAUAACGGACGACUGGAUUAAACUACUUGCUAUAAACAGUCGUGCAAGUUUAUUCGACAACGAUUUUCGCAAAACAGCUGCACAAACAUUCCAGGCUUUGCAGAUGUUUUGCACAUGGAGCAAGACUUUGGCUGCUCAUCAAAUCGAACAAAUAAAUGCAAACGAAUAUAACGCUGCUGAAAUGUCAUCUCCUGCGGAUUUUCAGAUUGAUAUUGCUCUCGAACUUGAUCGAUUACGUUUAUCAACUAAAACAAGUUUUAAAUUCUCUCUCGAUAUGAUUCGCAAAACAACUCAUAUAAAUGGUUUAUUCUCCGCUUUAAAGACAAACUAUGCCUUAAACAACACAAGCGUUACAAUAGCACCGCAAUCUUAUAACGACUGUGACUGUAGCCUUUCCUCAUACUGCACACAGCAAGCUUUAAUGUAUUCUGGCCCACAUGUGACACAGUCGAUCAAUAUACCCGGCUUUUAUCAUGGCUGUACUAUAAUUGAAGGAUUAUUUCGAUCUGAUCUUCGGUGUCUUUACGAUCGAAGUUGUCUUAUUCUAUUUCUGUCUCGUUUGACAUUUCCAGCGCAAGGAGUUCAUUGGAAGUUUCCGAAACCACUAUCCCGGAUUCUACCUCACAACAACGUUUCAGUAGAAAUCCUAGUUGAUACAUUAAUGGUCGAAUCAUGGUAUUCUGCUAUCUCAUAUGGAGAUUAUUUUGAACAGUGCAAUCCUACAUGUUCUUAUCUGACACUGGAGAAUAAGUGGAAAUAUAACACGGUGGGUAUUAUAUUUAUUGUUUCAUUAAUUAUUGGUAGUAUUUUACCGGUCUUGAAAUUAAUCAUAUCGAUGAUAACCAAUUUGAUUUUAUUUUGUAUACGUCGAGCACCAAAUCAAGUAGCUCCAGUCAUGGCGACUAUUCACACUUAA
This is a messenger RNA of Adineta ricciae, 1377 nucleotides long. NCBI's taxonomy places the organism in Eukaryota, Metazoa, Rotifera, Eurotatoria, Adinetida, Adinetidae. The record is from the annotation of a GenBank genome assembly.